Messenger RNA from Rubroshorea leprosula, 506 nucleotides. The record is from the annotation of a GenBank genome assembly. NCBI's taxonomy places the organism in Eukaryota, Viridiplantae, Streptophyta, Magnoliopsida, Malvales, Dipterocarpaceae.
AUGGUCCCUCUUUUAUCUAUUUUUGGAAAAGUAGGGCAUUUAUGAAAUUUUACAAGUCAAGUCAUGCUACCCAUGACGGGUCACAAGAGAAAACAGAGUAGUCUACUGAAUCAUGCUAGAAAUGGUUGCCACGACGCUGGAAGUGAUGAAGAAAUGGGCGGUGCAGGUGGAGGUAGUGCUGGCGAUGGUGGUGGUGCCUGUCAUCGUGACGGGGCAACGGCUUCUUAGUAGGAUCAUUUUGAUUGGUGGACCUUUCAUCUCCACACUCAUGGCCUAUCGCUUUUUGGUUGCUGCUCUCUUCGUGGCUCCUUUGGCUUUCAAAUUUGAGUCUUUGUUUUUGGUUUAUUUCUUUGUUUUUGUCAUUUAUUCAUGAAAAUUGUAUCAAGUUCUUGUAUUUUUUGUGUUUGCACUUUGCAAAGGUAAUCUAAGGUUGCUGAAGAAAUCGUAAGUUUGGUUAUGCCCAAUCUUCAAUGGUACAUGGUAUGUAAUCAAUCAUCCCUAUUUGC